ACUACAAGAAAUAUGGUUUUUAGUUGCGGUGCUCAGUGGCGACUUUAUUUGUUGCCACUUUGUAGCGACUAUAUAAAGUUGCCACAAACACAGAGCAUUUGCAGCGACCUUUAAAGUCGCCACUGAAAAUAUGCUUUUAGUAGCGACCUUGAAUAGAUCGCCACUAAUAUGUACCAAAAUAGGACUAAAAUUCACGUUCCCGCUAAAGAAAAGUUUGGCUCCAAAAGUUUUUGGGGCGACUUAUACUAUGUUGCCAGUAAUAGGUUAUUGUGACGACUAGGUCGCCACUAAAAGUUCAAUUGAAAAAAAAAUGAAAAGUCACCAAAAAUGGACAGUAAAAACAAUAAGAGGAAAAAAACAAACAGAACCUUUAUUUGGGUCGAUUUUCAUCCAUUUUCCGCUCUACUCUUCCCUCAAUAUAACCAUAAUCCAUAUGCAAAAUUCAAAAAGCCAACAACGAUUUCUUUCUAAGUUGACAUUUUCGUUGAAGAAAUCAUGUCUUGAACCUGAUUUUGCUUCUCUCUACACACUAUAUUUGGAAAUAAAGAUGGAUAAAAGUUGGUUAAAUGUCAAGAAUAGAUGUGACGGAAGAUAUAUUGAAGGGAUAGACAACUUCCUUAAUUGGGCAUACAGUCAACCAAAUGUGAGCACAACGAUUCGAUGCCCUUGUAAAGGGUGUGGAAAUACCCAGUUCAAGACAAAAAUCCAAGUAAGAAGAGACCUAUUCGGGAAGGGUUUUUGGGAGAGUUACAAUGUGUGGGACUUGCAUGGGGAAGUGUUAGUAAGAGUUGAAAAUUCUAAUGUUACACAAAAUGAUGAAGUGCAGGAUGACACAAUUGAAGAGGAUAAUAUUCCUGAAAUGAUUUAUGAUGCUUUUGGGUAUUCGAAUAUGGAGGAUAUGAAUAAUCUACCAAGGGACAAUGAAGAGCCAAAUGUGCAAGCAAAAAUAUUCUACAAAUUGUUGGAAGAUGCUGAGACAGAGCUAUAUCCUGGUUGUAAAAAAGUGUCAAAGUUUUCUUUUGUAGUUAGGCUACUUCACUUGAAGUGUCUUAGUCACUGGAGCAACGAAUGCGUGGAUGCAUUGUUGAGCUUCUUUAAAGAAGUUCUUCCGGAGGGGUCAUUCGUACCUAAUUCUUUCUAUGAUGCAAAGAAAGUGCUUCAAGAUUUAGGCUUGGGGUACACCAAAAUAGAUGCAUCUGAGAACGAUUGUAUCUUAUAUUGGCGUGAGUAUGCCAAUGCCCAAUCAUGUCCUAAGUGCAGUAAGUCAAGAUGGAAGUCAAAAGAAAAUAAAGGCAAGAAAGUAGCUAAUAAAGUCUUGCGACAUUUUCCAAUGAAACCAAGAUUGCAGAGAUUGUACAUGGCAAGAGAGACGUAAAAAAAAAUGAGGUGGCACAAAGAGGAACGUAUUGUUGAUGGUGUGUUGAGACAUCCCUCAGACUCCAUGGCAUGGAAAUCUUUUGACGAGCGACAUCCCACUUUUGCAGCAGAACUAAGAAAUGUUUGAUUAGGUUUAGCAAGUGACGGGUUCCAACCUUACGGAAACAUGAGUACCAGUCAUAGUAUUUGGCCAGCCGUACUAGUUCCAUACAAUUUUCCACCAUGGGAUUGCAUGAAGAAUUCAUAUUUCAUGAUGACACUUCUUAUUCCAGGCCCUAAGUGUCCAGGUAAUAAUAUAGAUGUAUACUUACAGCCAAUGAUUGAAGAGUUAAAAGAAUUAUGGAACGGAGUGGAGACCUAUGAUGAUACUCACAAUCUAAUUUUAUGAUGCGUGUGGCUGUCAUAUGGACAAUCAAUGACUUUCCUGCAUAUGGAAACCUCUCGGGAUGGUCGACCAAAGGUAAGCUUGCAUAUCCGUGUUUCCAUAAAGAUACACAAUCUAUUUCCUUGCAUAAUAAGUUGUGUUAUAUGGGUCAUUGUCGCUUCCUUCCAAUGGAUCAUCCAUGGCAUAAAAAUAGGAGGUUAUUUGAUGGGAAACUGGAGAUAGGGGUUGCACCUAAUCCUUUAACAGGUGAUAAAGCACUGACACAAUUACAAGGUUUGAGAAAUGUGACUUAUGGUAUAGUCCAGAAGCGAAAGCGUGAUGUUCUCAAAGAUGCUUAUAAUUGGAGGAAGAAAAGUAUUUUUUUUUCAAUUGCCUUAUCGGGAGACUCUUUUGUUACGACAUAACCUUGAUGUGAUGCAUAUAGAAAGAAAUGUAUCCGACAACAUUGUAUCAACUAUUAUGAAUAUAGUUGGGAAGACAAAGGACACAUUAAAAAGUAGAUAUGAUUUGGUGGACCUUGGCAUCAGGCAAGGGUUACAUCCAAUUAAGGAUGGGAAUAAUAUUUUGUUGCCGACAACAUGUUAUGCAUUGUCCCCGCAAGAGAAGUUGAAGGUAUGCAACUUCUUAGCCAAUUUUAAGGUUCCUGAUGCCUUUUCAUCUAACAUUUCAAGGUGUGUCAACAUCCAGGAUAAAAAGAUACAUGGAUUAAAAUGUCAUGAUCACCAUGUAUUGUCACAAGAAAUUUUUCCAGUAGCAAUACUUGGUUUGCUACCUAAGGAAGUGUCUGAACCAAUUAUAGAGUUGGGCCUAAUUUUCAAGAAUUUGUGCUCUAAGUGCCUGACAAUUGAAGAUCUUGAUAUCCUAGAGGCUCAAAUUGCUAUCACAUUGUGCAAAUUUGAAAUUGUUUUUCCUCCGGCGUUCAUUGAUGUCAUGGUUCAUUUGCCAAUGCACUUGGUAAGAGAGGCAAAGCUUGGUAGACCAGUUCAAUAUCGAUGGAUGUAUCCUUUUGAAAGGUAUUUACGGAUACUUAAGUCAUAUGUUCGCAACUUAGCUGGUCCUGAAGGUUCUAUUGCAGAAGGUUAUUUGGCAGAAGAAUGUCUCACAUUUUGCUCACGAUACUUAAAGAAUAUCUCAACUAAAUUCAAUAGACCUUCUAGGAAUGAUGAUGAAUCUGUGUCAAAUGGUGAGAUGUCUAUAUUUAAAGAUAGUGGGCGACCAAAAGGUGGUUCAGAUAUCGCUGAAUUAUCUCGUCAUGAGUUCAAACAACUAGGCAUGUAUGUGCUUCAAAAUUGUGAAGAGGUUUGGCCAUUCAUAGAGGAGCACAAAAGAGGGAUUGAAAGACAAAGUUCAAUGGGAAAUGAAAGCCAUACUGAUGAUUUACCCGAUUGGUUUUGUGCACGUAUCCUUCAACUAUCACUACAAGGACAUGUAAGUGAUGACCUUUUAAGCUUAGCAGUUGGUCCAGGACCAGUGGUGCAUCGUUACUCUGCAUUGAUGGUGAAUGGAUUUAGAUUCCAAACAAAAGAGCUUGAGUCGAGAAGGAAAACGCAGAAUUGUGGAGUUCUUGUGAGAGGAGAUGAUUCAGACUCUAAACAGGAGUAUUAUGUCAUAGUAGAGGACAUUUACGAGUUGUCUUAUAGGGAAAAUAGGAAAGUUUACCUCUUCAGGUGUCAUUGGUGGGAUGUGGCUCACUUAGGAAAAAGAUAUAAGAUUGACAAAUACGGUUUCACAAGUGUGAACACUCGUUGUGCCUUGCGUACAGAUGAGCCAUUUGUAUUGGCAUCUCAGUCUGAACAAGUCUUCUACUUGAAUGAUAUGAUUGAAAAAGAGUGGCUUGUCAUUGUAAAAACAAAUCCUCGCAACCUUUAUAAUAUGCCUGAAAAUAAUGAUAGUUGUAUAGAGGUUGAAGAUGAAGUGUUACUGAAUGGAGAAGCUUAUCAACAGGAGGAAUUUGAAUUUAAUAUGUUGCAUACUGAUGAUCAAGAAAUUGAUAUCGUGGUGUCUUUACAUAGGGGUAAUGUUGAACCACAAAGCAUUAAUUAUAAUCGCAAGUGAACAGGCUCAGAAAAGUGUGCAUAAUCAGGAAGAUGAUUUCAUUGAUGACAACCAAAUAGAUAUGUCGUAGAAUGAAGAAAGCGAAGAAGAGAAUAUUGACAUAGAGGACAGUGAUA
Messenger RNA from Lycium barbarum (goji berry), 3933 nucleotides. RefSeq lists its product as uncharacterized. NCBI's taxonomy places the organism in Eukaryota, Viridiplantae, Streptophyta, Magnoliopsida, Solanales, Solanaceae. The transcript is spliced from 5 exons. The record is from RefSeq and is a predicted model, not a curated record. The coding region runs from base 2081 to 3817 and encodes 578 amino acids.